This is a messenger RNA of Papilio machaon (common yellow swallowtail), 3504 nucleotides long. It is a transcript of the gene sxc, whose product is annotated as UDP-N-acetylglucosamine--peptide N-acetylglucosaminyltransferase 110 kDa subunit. NCBI's taxonomy places the organism in Eukaryota, Metazoa, Arthropoda, Insecta, Lepidoptera, Papilionidae. Gene Ontology annotation, biological process: protein O-linked glycosylation. The record is from RefSeq and is a predicted model, not a curated record. The transcript is spliced from 10 exons. Bases 185 to 3361 code for a protein of 1058 amino acids. Gene Ontology annotation, molecular function: protein N-acetylglucosaminyltransferase activity; protein binding.
UUCCGCGUGUGUUAUCGCUUUAUUGCCUUUGAUUUGAUUAUCGCUCUCAAAAGUACCUAGAGUUCGUGGACGUAAGCUCCUUGCGUUUCUUUGUCAUGGAAAAUUACUGACAAUAUUUUUUUGCCGUUUUCAUGGGUUUUACUUGUUUCGUUUAAUCAAGUGAAAAAUAAAGUGCGUUUAAAAUAUGAUAACAAAAAUGCAACCUCAAGCUAAUGUGGCAGUGCCACAAUCUGUCACGACGCAACCUCAGCAAAUAGUCGGUGUUCCUGCAAAUGCUGUGAUCUUAAAAAUGUCGGACAUACAACAAAUAUCUACUGUUGGAUUACUAGAAUUAGCACACCGAGAAUACCAGGCAGGAGAUUAUGAUAGUGCAGAGUUGCAUUGCAUGCAGUUAUGGCGUCAAGAUGGCACCAACACUGGAGUCUUGUUAUUGCUGUCAUCAAUUCAUUUUCAAUGUCGUCGAUUGGAUAAAUCAGCUCACUUUUCAACCCUCGCUAUUAAACAGAACCCUUUGUUGGCUGAAGCAUACAGUAACUUGGGCAAUGUGUACAAAGAGCGUGGUCAGUUACAAGAGGCAUUGGAGAACUACAGGCAUGCGGUGAGAUUGAAGCCCGACUUUAUUGAUGGAUACAUCAACUUGGCUGCGGCCCUUGUGGCGGCCGGAGAUAUGGAGCAGGCUGUACAAGCUUAUGUCACAGCACUACAAUAUAAUCCUGAACUUUACUGCGUUAGAAGCGACUUGGGCAAUUUGCUCAAGGCUCUCGGCCGGCUCGACGAGGCAAAGGCUUGUUACUUGAAGGCCAUCGAAACGAGGCCCGACUUUGCAGUGGCUUGGAGUAAUUUGGGUUGCGUUUUUAACGCCCAAAGUGAAAUCUGGUUGGCAAUUCACCAUUUUGAAAAGGCUGUGGCUUUGGAUCCGAAUUUCUUGGACGCCUAUAUAAAUUUGGGCAAUGUACUCAAAGAAGCUAGAAUCUUUGACAGGGCUGUGGCGGCGUAUUUGCGAGCUCUGAACUUAUCGCCAAAUAACGCAGUCGUCCACGGCAACUUGGCGUGCGUGUAUUACGAACAGGGCUUGAUUGAUUUGGCCGUCGACACGUAUAGGAGAGCGAUAGAGCUGCAACCCAAUUUCCCAGAUGCAUAUUGUAACCUAGCUAAUGCUUUGAAAGAAAAAGGUCAAGUCGCCGACGCCGAGGACUGCUAUAACACGGCGCUCCGCUUGUGUCCCACUCACGCAGAUUCGCUAAAUAACUUGGCCAAUAUCAAACGUGAACAGGGCUACAUUGAAGAAGCUACUCGAUUGUAUUUGAAGGCUCUGGAAGUGUUUCCGGAAUUCGCCGCGGCUCAUAGCAACUUGGCAUCAGUAUUGCAACAACAGGGCAAACUAAAUGAAGCACUCAUGCAUUAUAAGGAAGCGAUCAGGAUCCAGCCGACCUUCGCCGACGCCUACAGUAACAUGGGCAACACGCUCAAAGAAAUGCAAGAUGUGGCCGGAGCUUUGCAAUGUUACACCCGAGCUAUACAAAUCAAUCCGGCUUUCGCCGACGCACAUAGCAAUCUCGCCAGCAUUCACAAGGAUUCCGGGAACAUUCCCGAAGCUAUACAAUCUUACAGAACAGCAUUGAAACUGAAGCCAGAUUUCCCCGAUGCAUACUGCAACUUGGCACAUUGUUUACAAAUUGUCUGCGACUGGACCGACUACGAGGCGCGUAUGAAGAAGUUAGUCAGCAUCGUAGCGGAGCAGAUCGAUAAGAACAGGUUGCCGUCGGUGCACCCACAUCACUCCAUGCUUUAUCCCUUGACGCACGAGUUCAGGAAAGCGAUCGCGGCCCGACACGCCAACCUGUGCCUAGAGAAAGUCCAGAUCCUUCACAAGGCCCCGUACAAGUUUGGUCGUGAACUCCAAGGUCGUCUGCGUAUCGGCUACGUGAGCAGCGACUUCGGCAACCACCCGACGUCGCAUCUGAUGCAGUCGGUGCCAGGCCUGCACGACAGGACCAAGGUCGAGAUCUUCUGCUACGCCCUCAGCCCCGAUGACGGUACCACCUUCAGGUCGAAGGUCGCCCGUGAGUCUGAGCACUUCGUCGACCUGUCUCAAGUACCUUGCAACGGUAAAGCCGCUGACAAAAUCUACGCGGAUGGAAUUCAUAUUUUGGUGAACAUGAACGGUUACACUAAAGGGGCGCGUAAUGAGAUAUUCGCGUUGCGGCCCUCGCCUAUACAGGUCAUGUGGCUCGGCUACCCAGGCACCAGUGGCGCCAACUAUAUGGACUAUAUCAUUACUGACGGCGUUACCUCUCCUUUGGAAUUGGCCAGUCAAUAUAGCGAGAAACUAGCCUACAUGCCUCACACGUUCUUUGUGGGCGACCACAAGCAAAUGUUCCCUCAUUUACAGGAGAGACUUAUUCUCAGCGACAAAAUCAAGUCAAACAACAGUCUAGGCACUUUAGCCGACAACGUAGCCGUUAUUAAUGCGACAGAUCUGUCGCCAUUGGUCGAGAAUACAGACAUCAAGGAGAUAAAGGAAGUGGUGCGAGCCGCCAGACCUUUAGAGAUAUCACUGAAAGUAGCAGAACUACCCACUACCACGCCCAUCGAGACUAUGAUUGCAUCAGGACAAAUACAGACAUCAGUAAACGGAGUAAUAUUACAAAACGGAUUGGCAACAACUCAGACAAACAACAAGGCGGCGACGGGCGAGGAAGUGCCCCAAUCUAUUGUGAUCACAACACGUCAACAGUACGGCUUGCCAGACGAUGCUGUAGUCUACUGUAACUUCAAUCAGCUGUACAAGAUUGAUCCCCUGACCCUGCAUAUGUGGGUGUACAUAUUGAAACAUGUACCUAACAGUGUACUCUGGCUGUUGAGAUUCCCAGCAGUGGGUGAACCAAACUUGCAGUCCACUGCACAACAAUUAGGUCUCCCUCCUGGCCGUAUAAUAUUCUCAAACGUAGCGGCGAAGGAGGAGCAUGUGCGUCGUGGACAGUUGGCCGAUGUAUGCCUCGACACGCCACUGUGCAACGGACACACCACCAGCAUGGACAUACUGUGGACUGGCACACCUGUCGUCACACUGCCCGGAGAAACAUUGGCUUCUAGAGUUGCAGCUUCACAACUCAAUACUCUUGGUUGUCCUGAGCUCAUCGCAAGAACAAGGCAGGAGUAUCAAGAUAUAGCUGUAAGAUUAGGCACAGAUAGAGAAUAUUUGAAAGCGAUCCGUGCGAAAGUAUGGACGGCGAGAACGGAGAGUCCAUUGUUCGACUGCAAGGCGUACGCGACAGGCCUCGAGAUGUUGUACGCUCGGAUGUGGGCGAAGUACGCACGCGGCGAGCGACCUGACCACAUACAGGCGGUCGACAAAUAGACCAGGCGCAGUCGUGCUGACAGUCCAGUCUGCAGGAAGCGCUCCCGGUGUUGAUAAACCACAGACUGUGUUGUGAACAGAACAGAGGAAGAAUAUAAACCUCCAUGGAGUUUCCAGCCAGUAGUGUAUACUUUAGUGAGAUC